AUGUUACUAUUUGCAAGAGUAAAACAUAUACCAAUAGGAUACAAUCCGAUUAGUUCACGAGUAAUCACGGCUAGAUUCCAUACAACACCAUUCAAGCUCACAGUAAUACAUGUGUAUGCGCUAACAUCAGCAUCAUCAGUCGAUGAAAUCGAAAUAUUCUACGAUAGCAUCGAACACGCACUAACACAAACGCCUAAAAAGGAUAUAGUAAUCGUAACUGGUGAUUGGAACGCAAAAGUUGGCAGUGAUAAUACAAAUUGGGAGUUGGUCAUGUGUAAAUAUCGAUAUGGUAACAGAAAUGAACGAGGCGAUCGACUCCUAGAGUUCGCAACACUACACAAUCUAAAUAUUUGUAAUACACGAUUUCAACAGAAAGCAAAUAGAAAAUGGACGUGGGCAUCACCAGAUGGUGUGCAUAAAAGUAUGAUUGAUCUAGUGCUGAUUCAAAGGAGAUGGAAAUCAUCAGCCACGAAUUGUCGAACAUUUCAAAGUGCUGAUAUCAGCUCAGAUCAUUCUCUAGUGCUUUGCAACAUCAAGUUAAGACUCAGAAGGUGA
Rotaria socialis is the source of this 555-nucleotide messenger RNA. Lineage: Eukaryota; Metazoa; Rotifera; Eurotatoria; Philodinida; Philodinidae. The record is from the annotation of a GenBank genome assembly.